AUGCCCGAUAUCCCGAAGUACAGCGGGACAACCGACCCAAAUGAGCAUAUAACUGCAUAUACAUGCGCUAUCAAGGGCAACGAUCUCGCCAAUGAUGAACGGGAAUCGGUGCUACUUAAGAAAUUCGGAAAAACCCUGUCGAAGGGAGUUAUGCUCUGGUAUCAUAACUUGCCCGAGCAUUCGAUUGAUUCAUUUGCCAUGCUUGCUGAUGCUUUCGUUAAGGCCCAUGUCGGAGCUAUCAAGGUCAAAACCCGAAAUUUAGAUCUAUUCAACGUCAAGCAACGAGACGACGAGACCCUCCGCGAGUUCGUGGCUCGAUUUCAAAUGGAGCGCAUGGACUUGCCACCAGUUACGGACGAUUGGGCCGUUCAGGCUUUCACCCAAGGGCUCAAUUCAAGGAGCUCGAUCACCUCAAUGGAACUAAAACAAAACUUGAUCGAGUACCCGGCCAUCGCCUGGGCUGAUGUGCAUAACAGGUGUCAGUCGAAAAUAAGAGUCGAAGACGAUAAGAUUUUGAGGGCCGCUUCAGUGUCGUGGCACUCGGGUGAAGGAACUGAUCAUACAAGGAGAGUGGUGGAUCAAGAUUCAAGAUCAUCCUAUGACAGAUACCAGCCGUAUCCGCUUGAUUAA
This is a messenger RNA of Lycium ferocissimum, 630 nucleotides long. RefSeq lists its product as uncharacterized. The transcript has a single exon. Bases 1 to 630 code for a protein of 209 amino acids. The record is from RefSeq and is a predicted model, not a curated record. NCBI's taxonomy places the organism in Eukaryota, Viridiplantae, Streptophyta, Magnoliopsida, Solanales, Solanaceae.